Messenger RNA from Fraxinus pennsylvanica, 2691 nucleotides. The record is from the annotation of a GenBank genome assembly. NCBI's taxonomy places the organism in Eukaryota, Viridiplantae, Streptophyta, Magnoliopsida, Lamiales, Oleaceae.
AUGUCUUUGGGUUAUGCAGAGAAGCUCUCUUACAGGGAAGAUGUGGGCACUGUCGGCAUGUCUGAGAUUUUCGACCCCAACCACCUUUUGCAACAAAAAAUUGAGCAGCUUGCAUUGUUGAUUGAAGAGAGUAAACAUCUAGUGGCAUUUACUGGUGCCGGAAUUUCAACUUCUUGUGGAAUACCCGAUUUCCGAGGCCCAAAAGGAGUUUGGACACUGCAGCGUGAAGGAAAAGGAGUUCCUGAAGCAUCUUUGCCAUUUCAUCGUGCCGUGCCAAGUCUGACACACAUGGCUUUAGUUGAACUGGAAAAGAGAGGCAUCUUGAAGUUUGUUAUUAGCCAGAAUGUUGAUAGUCUCCAUCUCCGAUCUGGAAUACCAAGAGAAAAGCUUGCAGAAUUACACGGAAACUCAUUCAGGGAAAUUUGCCCUUCAUGUGGAGCAGAGUACCUGCGGGAUUUUGAGGUUGAGACUAUUGGGUUGAAGAUAACACCAAGACGCUGUUCUGAUGUGAAAUGUAACUCAAAGCUUAGAGAUACUGUCCUUGAUUGGGAGGAUGCGCUUCCCUCAAAGGAGAUGAAUGUCGCUGAGAAACAUUGCCGUAUGGCUGAUGUGGUCCUUUGUUUGGGAACCAGUUUGCAGAUCACUCCAGCUUGCAACCUGCCUUUAAAAUGUCUCCGCGAUGGAGGGAAGAUAGUAAUUGUCAAUCUUCAGCCUACUCCAAAAGACAAGAAAGCAAAUUUGGUGAUCCACGGGCUUGUUGACAAGGUAGUUGCAGGGGUUAUGCAGCUUCUUCAUAUGCAGAUUCCUCCAUACAUUCGAGUUGAUAUUUUCCAGGUGGUUUUCUAUCAAUUCCGCUGCAUUUCAGAGAAAAAAUAUGCGAAGUGGUCUCUAAGGGUAACUAGUGUACAUGGAGAAAGAGCUCCAUUGCCGUUCAUUAAAUCAGUUGAGGUUACCUUCCCUGAAAGGCCAGAACUAAAAUCAGCUACACUGGAGAAGCAACCAUUCUUACUAAAAAGGGAAAUGCUCAAAUCAAGACCUUUUAAAAUGGUUCUGAAGGUUAAUUUCAGUGAUGGAUGUGGCUGUCCAUUUACCAGCAUUGAGUUCCCAGUAAAUUUGCAGAAACAAACAGACAGCACUAGCCAAGAUGAAAAUGUUGUAAUUCAGAAGCUGAAAGACACAGCAAUGAUGGAUGAAUGCUGCGGGAAGUUUUCUUUAGUUGAGAAAAAGAUCCUUUCAGGCCUGAAAAAGGAAAUUGCCAUAUAUGCCGGCGCUACAAACAUGGUUAGAUACUGUGAUUCUUCAUCAAGCAAAGGCUUUGGCAAUAUCAAGUGGGCAGGUAAACGAGAAAGAAAAGAAAUCAAUGUUAAAGGGAAAGGUUGCUCUGUGGCAAGGCAUGAAGACGAAAUUGUGAAGAAAUUGAAGUAUUCAACUCUUGGCAUUCAACAGGACAAAUCUGCAUAUACUAUCCUCAUCAUGGCUCCAGCAGCAGCAGGGGAUUCGAUUAACCCAAGGGAUGUUUGCAUUGUUGGCAUUGCCCGUACUCCAAUGGGUGGCUUUCUUGGCUCUCUUUCUUCAAUAUCAGCAACCAAGCUCGGAUCAAUAGCCAUUGAGAGUGCUCUUAAGAGAGCAAGCAUUGAUCCAUCACUAGUCCAAGAAGUGUUUUUUGGAAAUGUACUCAGUGCAAAUUUGGGACAGGCCCCUGCCAGGCAGGCGGCAUUAGGUGCAGGGAUACCCAAUACAGUGGUCUGCACUACUGUGAACAAAGUCUGUGCAUCGGGGAUGAAAGCAACUAUGCUUGCGGCACAAAGUAUCCAGUUGGGCAUUAAUGAUGUUGUUGUGUCUGGUGGCAUGGAAAGCAUGUCCAAUGUACCUAAAUACCUGGCAGAAGCAAGGAAGGGAUCCCGACUUGGACAUGAUUCUCUUGUUGAUGGAAUGUUGAAAGAUGGCCUUUGGGAUGUUUAUAAUGAUUAUGGCAUGGGAGUUUGUGCUGAGUUAUGUGCCGAAGAACAUGGAGUUACCAGAGAGGAGCAGGAUAAUUAUGCCAUUCAAAGCUUUGAACGUGGCAUUGCUGCUCAGAAUGCUGAUGCUUUUAAAUGGGAGAUUGCUCCAGUUGAAGUAUCUGGAGGAAGAGGAAAACCAUCUACAAUUGUUGACAAGGAUGAAGGUCUAGGAAAGUUUGAUGCUGCAAAAUUGAAGAAGCUUCGACCAAGUUUCAAGGAAACUGGUGGUACUGUGACAGCUGGCAAUGCUUCUAGCAUAAGUGAUGGUGCUGCUGCUCUGGUCUUAGUGAGUGGAGAGAAGGCUCUUAAGCUUGGUCUGCAAGUGAUUGCAAAGAUCACAGGAUAUGCUGAUGCUGCUAAGGCACCUGAAUUAUUUACAACUGCCCCAGCCCUCGCAAUUCCGAAAGCUAUAUCAAACGCUGGUCUAGAAGCUUCUCAAAUUGAUUUCUAUGAAAUCAACGAGGCUUUCGCGGUUGUGGCUCUUGCAAACCAAAAGCUGCUGGGACUUGAUCCAGAGAAAGUCAAUGUACACGGAGGAGCUGUAUCCCUGGGGCAUCCUCUUGGUUGCAGUGGAGCACGUAUCUUGGUCUCACUUUUGGGGGUAUUGAAGCAGAAGAAUGGGAAAUACGGAGUUGGUGCUCGUGUAACCUUCUUCAGUUUAGCUAUUUUCGAGAGUGGACCAUACAUCUGA